Theobroma cacao (cacao) is the source of this 3059-nucleotide messenger RNA. The record is from RefSeq and is a predicted model, not a curated record. Lineage: Eukaryota; Viridiplantae; Streptophyta; Magnoliopsida; Malvales; Malvaceae.
UGAUAUAAUAAGGUAUGGUCAUUCUUCUUUUUUCCAUUUUCAUCAAUCACUUAGAAUUCAGUACUAUGCUAGACAGAAAGAAGAGGCUUUUACAUUGUGAUAUAAGUAUUUUGUAAGUAUUUUAGUACUUUGAAAGUUUCAUGGAAUUCCAUUCUGUUGAGUCUGACCAAAUUCAGGAGGGCAGACCACAAUUCCAAGCCAGUCAUAAACCUGGUGUCAGUCAAAUAUUAUAUGGUCAAUGUGCAACUGGAAGAACCGAACCUUGCUACUUCUUCUCAAGGGGGCUGUCUUUCAAUAAAAGAAGGAAGAAGAAUAAGUUCGGUAGAGAGUAGAGAAUAAUGUUGGUCGCAGAUUAUAUUUACAUCCCACUUAUUUAAGCAACGCUGAGUCCAAGAAUGAACAAGGCGUUGGGGCAUUGGGGCCAGACCAUUGACUCUUUCUCUAUAGAAUCUUCUGUCUGACUUCCUAUUGAACUUAACAACGCCUUCAAAAAUGACUCAUCUCUAUUCAGAAGGAGACAGACAGGCAUAGGUCUCAAAGUUUCUAUUAUCCGAAAAUGGCUCUCGUGCUUUUCCUCCUCCUUCUACCUUCUAUAUUUUUCACAACAGAAGCUCAAAUAAGAGAUUCUAACAUUUCUUUAGGCUCUUCUUGUUCUCCAACUAACAAUUCAUAUUGGCUAUCAGCGUCUCGCCGGUUUGCCUUUGGUUUCUAUCCCUACGGCAAUGGCUUCUCUGUAGGCAUCUGGUAUGAAAGCAUCCCGCAAAAAACUGUUGUAUGGACGGCAAACCGAGAUGAACCGCCAUUCCCUGCUGAUGCCACAUUGCUUUUAAGCACUGAUGGUCGGCUUGUUGUGCAACAGAAGCAAGGACAAGAGACCCUCAUCGCGAAUGCUUCGUUUGCUUCCUCAGCCUCCAUGCUCGACUCUGGUAACUUUGUUCUCUUUGAUUCAAGUUCGGACAUCAUAUGGCAGACUUUUGAUUCCCCAACAGACACCAUUUUACCUGGUCAGCGUCUUUUGCCCGAUCACAAUCUGGUUUCUGAUGUAUCUGAAACAAAUCAUGCAAGGGGAAAGUUUCAACUCAUUAUGCAGAGAAAUGGGAAUCUGGCGCAAUACCCAUUAGAUUCAGUGGAACAGGAAGCUGCUUACUGGAAUACAGGAACAUUUAAUGCUGGAGAUAACGUGACCUUGAAUCUUGAUAGCAAUGGUCAGCUUUACCUUAUAAAUUCUACCGCAUUGGUUGUAAAAAACAUUACCAAGAAGGUUAGUGUCUCAGGUAAACUCAUCUACCGUGCAACAAUUGAUGCAGAUGGAAUAUUUCGAUUGUAUUCACACAGUUUCAACCAAUCUGGUAAUUGGUCAAUCGAAUGGUCAUCCUCUAAUAAUAGAUGCGUUCCUAAAGGCUUGUGCGGUGUGAAUAGCUACUGCACUCUAAUGGAUAGGGAACCUGUAUGUCAGUGUCCUCUUGGUUUUGAUUUCAUUGACCAGGGCCAGAAGGACUUGGGAUGCCAAAAAAUUUACAGUGCAGAUGCCUGCACUAGAAAGAGUAAGCAAAGCUUUGAUGUUUAUGAAUUGAGCAGUGUGACCUGGGAAGAGGAUCCUUAUGCUACUCUCCAAGAGCUAUCAAAAGAUGAUUGCAGAGAGGAAUGCUUCAGAGAUUGUAACUGUGAGGUUGCCUUAUAUGGAAGUGCAAGGCAAAUAUGCAAAAAGCUGAAGCUCCCAUUAAGAUAUGGGAGAAGAAGAUUGGGAGGUAGAUGGACAACUUUUGUAAAGAUCGGUACUGGGGUUAGGACAAUCGUUGGAGGGAAAGGAAAGAAGAGUGAAGUGCGAAUGGACAUCUUCAUAACUGGCAUUGGAUCUUUGACGCUUGCAUUUUUUGUUUUAGCAUCCUCUGGCAUUUUUAUAUACAGGCACCGCAUUCAACAGUCCAGAAGGGUUUCGGAUCUGAGAGAUAAUGGAUUUGUUGAAGAAGUCACUUUGAAAUCAUUCACAUACGAGGAGCUAAAACAUGCAACAAACAAUUUCACGGAUAAUAUUGGUAAAGGAGCUUUUGGGACAGUUUUCAGAGGAGUCAUAUCAAAUGGCAAGAAAAUUGUAGCCAUCAAGAGACUAGAAAAAGUUGUGGCUGAAGGAGAAAGAGAAUUCAGGAAUGAAGUGAAAGCAAUUGGGCAAACUCAUCACAAGAACCUAGUUCAAUUGCUUGGUUACUGCUAUGAUGGAACUAAUAGGCUUUUGGUGUACGAGUACAAGAGAAAUGGCUCACUUGCAGAUUUCCUCUUUAGGUCCAGCUUAAAGAUAAAUUGGGAGGGAAGAAUUGCAAUAAUAUUGAACAUAGCCAGAGGAAUUUUUUACUUGCAUGAAGAGUGUGAGAUCCGGAUCAUCCACUGUGACAUCAAACCUGAAAACAUACUAUUGGAUGACAAAGGAUACGCAAAAAUUGCUGAUUUUGGUUUGGCCAAGCUACUGAUGCCCAACCAAAGCAAGACAUAUACUGGAAUCAGAGGAACAAGGGGAUAUGUUGCCCCUGAGUGGCACCGAAACUUGCCAAUAACUGUGAAAGCAGAUGUAUAUAGCUUUGGAAUAAUGUUGUUUGAGAUCAUUUGUUGUCGAAGGAACGUGGAAGCAGAUGUUCCAGACAAUGAAGCAGUACUUGUAAAUUGGGUCUAUGAUUGUUUCAAGGCUAAUGAACUGGAGAAGCUGUUGCAAGAAGAUGAAGUGGAAAAAGAAAAGUUAGAGAGGGUGGUUAAGGUGGGCCUAUGGUGCACCCAGGAUGAACCAUCAUCCCGACCAUCAAUGAAGAAGGUUAUACUGAUGCUGGAAGGGACAGUAAAUGUACCAGACCCUCCCUGUCCUACUUUCUUUUUAGCUCCCCAUAGGCCAUACCUGAGCUCAGCUGAAAAUAACGAGGUUUAAGCACUGGAAGUAGCUGCAUGCUUCUUCUUUCACUAAUUUUUUUUUGUCUUACAACUUUAUUUCAUUGCUUUUGGGAAUUGUACAUGUCUGUUACUCUAUAUAUAAAUCAUUAGUCAUCUUGCUGAGAUCAUAUCAGAAUUUUAUCCAA